This is a messenger RNA of Protopolystoma xenopodis, 549 nucleotides long. The record is from the annotation of a GenBank genome assembly. Lineage: Eukaryota; Metazoa; Platyhelminthes; Monogenea; Polystomatidea; Polystomatidae.
AAUUCUCGGCCAACAGGCGCUGGUACUCCGCUAGACUGCGAUUCCAGCCACCCCCCACAUCCUUUUCUGCUCACCAGACCUCUUGGGUUACCCAGUUUUAGACAAACAGGGCAGACGAGUCCAACCCAUCCUGUCUAUGGCGCUUUGCACAUAACCUCGGUUCAAUUUGAACCUCUUCAUCCUCCAGCUUGGUCUCCACGGCGACUGCGUCAGCAGCGUUGGUGUCAAUCAGCGGCCAUUCGGCAGCAUCUUCGACAGCACUCUACUAGGGGCACUGGGGCAGAGCAAUCUUCUACUUUGUGCCUGCAAGAACAGCGAACAAACGAAGAUCCUGUCGCUUGUAGUGGCGAUGAGGACAUCAGAGAAAGGGAUUGUGUUGAUGAUGAUGACAACCUGCCUGGCUGUUAUCGUUCUGACGUGAAUAGUGAGUGGGGCGGCAGUCGUCAUUUGCUUGUUAGCCAUAUGUACGCACCUGUCUUCCUUUUCGAUCUAAGCUCGGCCGAGGCAGAACGAGAUGCGGAUGCCGAGGUGAGUCGACGAUAUCGUUAA